GGUUGAAGUAAACAAGUUUCAAUCAUGGACAUAGAUCUUAGGUUACCUUCUGGUGAGCAGUGCACAGAAGAUGAGGAUGCAAAUGGAAUUGAUAAUAUGUUAGACGGUGAUGAAACACUGCAGAAUGGAAUGGUUCAGGUUGUAGGAGAGGAUAUGCGUGCUGAUGAUGGUGCUGGGGAGAUGCAUUCUUCUGCUGUCGAUAUGGUGACCUUCAAGGAGGAUAACAAUCUUGAGCCACUUUCUGGCAUGGAAUUCGAAUAACAUGGGGAAGCAUAUUCUUUUUAUCAAGAGUAUGCUCGGU
This is a messenger RNA of Hibiscus syriacus, 301 nucleotides long. RefSeq names its product protein FAR-RED ELONGATED HYPOCOTYL 3-like. Bases 25 to 261 code for a protein of 78 amino acids. Lineage: Eukaryota; Viridiplantae; Streptophyta; Magnoliopsida; Malvales; Malvaceae. The transcript has a single exon. The record is from RefSeq and is a predicted model, not a curated record.